This is a messenger RNA of Populus euphratica (Euphrates poplar), 2343 nucleotides long. RefSeq names its product beta-fructofuranosidase, soluble isoenzyme I-like. The transcript has 8 exons. The record is from RefSeq and is a predicted model, not a curated record. Gene Ontology annotation, biological process: carbohydrate metabolic process. Bases 227 to 2155 code for a protein of 642 amino acids. Gene Ontology annotation, molecular function: beta-fructofuranosidase activity. Lineage: Eukaryota; Viridiplantae; Streptophyta; Magnoliopsida; Malpighiales; Salicaceae.
CAUAAACAUGCUCCAUUGAUUAGGACCAUUUUCCUCUCUCCCCAAGUAAGUUGGACAACCACAAAUCCACGCCCAUAAACAACCAGAUCAUGCUGGAGCCUCCACUACUCUUCAACCUAGUCUGAUCUACCUAGCGAAGGGGUCUCUGACACAGCACCGUCUCUCUAUUUAAGCCCAUUUUCAUUUCACUUCACUUUUGCAUAUCUCGAACCUCCCACCAAAAGAAAUGGACACUAACCCCUCCCGUACCUCCUCUGACCUUGAACAUGCACCAUACACUCCCUUGCUAGACAACCCUUCUCCGGCAAGAAUCCGGCGACACUUUAAAGGUUUUGCUGCAAUACUUGCCUCCCUCAUUUUCUUGCUAUCUUUAGUUGCAUUAAUCAUUAACCAAAGCCAAGAGUCAUUACCUGAGAAAAACCAUAACCGGUCACCUUCAACGUCACGACCUACAGAGUCAUUUUCUGAGCCAGAGCCAAGAGGAGUGGCUCAAGGGGUAUCACCAAAGUCAAAUCCAUCAUUUUUCAGUGAUAAGGUCUCCUAUAAUUGGACAAAUGCUAUGUUCUCAUGGCAAAGAACUGCCUACCACUUUCAACCAGAGAAGAAUUGGAUGAAUGAUCCUGAUGGUCCAUUGUUUCACAAGGGGUGGUACCAUCUGUUCUACCAAUACAAUCCUGAUUCAGCUGUGUGGGGCAACAUUACAUGGGGCCAUGCCGUAUCACCGGACCUUAUUCAUUGGCUUUACCUGCCGUUCGCCAUGGUCCCAGAUCACUGGUACGAUAUAAAUGGCGUGUGGACCGGGUCUGCCACGCUUCUUCCUGAUGGUCAGAUCAUGAUGCUCUAUACUGGGUCAACUAACGAGUCAGUACAGGUCCAAAAUCUCGCGUACCCUGCUAAUCUAUCCGAUCCUCUCCUUAUUGAUUGGGUUAAGUAUCCAAAUAAUCCGGUUAUAACACCACCAAACGGGACCGAGACUGACGAAUUUAGGGACCCGACAACAGCAUGGAUGGGACCCGAUAGGACAUGGCGGAUCACAAUCGGAUCAAGACAUAACAAAAGCAUUGGCAUUUCGCUUGUGUACCAAACCUCCAAUUUUACAACCUACGAGUUAUUGGAAGGGGUCUUGCAUGCGGUUCCGGGUACGGGUAUGUGGGAAUGUGUGGAUUUUUACCCGGUUGCAAUAAACGGGUCAACUGGAUUGGAUACUUCGGCUCAGGGAGCGGGUAUCAAACACGUGCUAAAGGCUAGUUUGGAUGACACAAAAAGGGACCACUAUGCAAUUGGGGUUUAUGACCCUGUAACCGAUAAAUGGACCCCGGAUAAUCCGAAGGAGGAUGUGGGCAUUGGGUUGCAGGUGGAUUAUGGAAGGUAUUAUGCAUCAAAAUCGUUUUAUGACCAAAACAAGCAAAGGAGGAUCUUAUGGGGCUGGAUUAAUGAAACUGAUACUGAAACUGAUGAUCUUGCCAAGGGAUGGGCCUCUGUUCAGACUAUUCCAAGGAACGUGUUGUAUGAUAACAAGACUGGAACUAAUAUACUUCAAUGGCCGGUGGAAGAGAUUGAGAGCUUGAGGCUGAGGAGCACAGAUUUUACAGAGAUUGUGGUUGGACCUGGUUCGGUUGUGCCACUUGACAUUGGACAGGCCACACAGCUAGACAUAUUCGCCGAGUUUGAAAUAGAGAUAAUAUCAGAGACAAAACAUGAAAAAUAUGGUUGCAGUGGUGGUGCUGUGGACAGGAGUGCUUUGGGACCAUUUGGUCUUCUAGUCAUAGCAGACCAAACACUUUCAGAGCUUACCCCUGUAUUUUUCCGGCCAGUUAAUACAACUGAGGGCAUUGUCGAAACUUAUUUCUGUGCUGAUGAAACAAGGUCAUCAAAAGCUUCAGAUGUUUACAAACAAGUUUAUGGAAGCACAGUUCCUGUGUUUACAGACGAAAAGUUUCAAAUGAGGGUAUUGGUUGAUCAUUCAAUUGUGGAGAGUUUUGCUCAAGGAGGAAGAAGAGUGAUAACAUCAAGAAUUUAUCCAACAAAAGCAAUUUACGGGGAUGCAAGGCUGUUCUUGUUCAACAAUGCAACUGGGGUGAACGUGAAGGCCACACUCAAGAUUUGGGAAUUGAAUUCUGCAUUUAUCCAUCCUUUCCUAUUUGACCAAAAUUAGAAUGGAUUGCUCUCAGUUCCAUUAAGCCUAUUGUAUUAUAUUCUUUUAUUGUUUCAUUUGGUUGUAAAAAAAUGUGAAAACCUUGAGGCAACCACUUGAGAUUUUUUUGUCCAUGUAAUUUAAUCCCUUGGUUUUGUAGUUUGCACAAGCUGGAUUUCUUCCUGGAAUAAACUCACAAUUUUGAAAUU